AGACAGUGUACAUUUCUGAUCGAUUUUAACAAUGAGAAACACAAAGCUUCAACCUGUAAUCAACCAUUUGUUGAUUCUAUUAAAAAACAUGACACUUUGGACCAAGUACUCGGUUAGCUUAUUACUAGAGCCAGCCCUGUGUUGGAGCACGAUUGUUACAAACAAAGUUGUUCGCUCGCUCUAAGAAAUUCGAAAAGAAAUUAGCUGUAGGAUAUUGUCAUUUUCAUGAAACGUUCUAUUCCUGGUAUUACGUGUGUAUAUACAUCUAUGUAAAAUAUUUAGCAAAGUAAACGAUUUCAUUAAUAUUUGCAGAAACGACGAUAACCCGCGGCUAACUAAUUUCAGAACGUGACUUUUAUAUUAGAUGGCGGUAAAAAUGGCACGUUUGAUUUUAACAUGUAACACCGCUAUCUAUUCGUUUCGUGUGCAAUUCUGUCUUAUAACCUAGAAUCUUGACACAUCGUGGACAGCGUUGUGCGAAUUGUGAACGGACGAUUAACGCCGGGCAAAGUCUACGAAUUUUUGUUAAAACAUAACAGUGGUAUCGACGGAUCGCUUAUCGAGGUGAACGUAGACAUUAAAACGAGAAAUCACGUACAGGACGAGCAUGAAUUGACAGAAAUAACGUAUUGGCUCUGCAUUGUGUCGCGGUAUUUCUAAACGCGGGUUGGUUCUUUCUUUACCCGCCUCCUCUCCCCAUCCCCUAGACCCCUUCUGAAAAUCGCGCAGCAUCCUUGCGCGCGAAACACGCGUAUGCCGGGUGGACGCACAUUGUGUGCCUGUACUUCGUUGUAGAUACCUGUGAAUAGUGUAUUUUAAGCAUUAGUUUUACGAGAUGAGUGCGUGAAAAACCGAGUCGUUCGUGGUAAUCGCGAGGAGUACGAAUAACACCGAAUCGAACGGUCACGAUAUCGUAUGACUGGUCGGCGCAGCAGUCACCGCGGUGAGGUAAAACUCGUACCCGUGUGUCGAAAGACGUAACCACCAUUAAUUGUACCCCGUCGUGUUUCGGGACAUUCCCAACGAUUGGCGUUCUCGAACGACACGGCGCAUACGAAUUUCGCGUAUCUCUCGAUAUUCCUUUCCCCCCUUUGCUUGUCCUACCCCUAAUUUCCUUUCCGUCGGUGAACAAGCACUCGUCGUUUUUUGUAUGUUUCAUUCCUUUUUUUUUUUCCACGUCCAUCGACAUCCCCCCAGUUUCGUUCGUUCGUCGGCAGAGCAGCAGUUGUGCCGAUUGGUAAAAUUCGAGAGGCUCCGACUCGAAGCGAGUCGCGUUCGUUGGACGAUUCUCUUUGUGUUCGCAGUUACGUUUUUCGUGUCGUCCGACAGUGUUGUCAAAAAUCCGGCAGCACCGCUCGCGGCCAGCUGCCAUUGCUGUACACUGUCUGGCGUUCUUGGUCGCGGCAUCGUAAUAAAUAUCGUUAUUCACGGUGGUGAUCCGUCUACCUCGUUGCCGUCGUGUUCGUCGUCAGCAUCGUCGUCGUGGAAACAACGGAAGAUGCCGCACUGAUUGAGAGUCGCACGUUUCGGAGCAUGUUCGUGGUACAGACGUAGCUGGGGCGAUUCUACCUUUGGCUCCGGACGCCGGUUCUGAGCGAGCUAACCUUCGCGUCGGGGGUUCCUCUUAUCUGUCGGAUCGUCGAUCAUCGGUGCCCGUGGCAGCGGUACAGAUUGACAGAACGAUGAAGUGGCUCGGUGCGAGUAGCGCUGGUGCUGCGGGUGAACCGGCACCUUCUGUGCAGUUACACCAUCCUUCUGCGAACGGACAUAUACCCGCGGAUGGAGAGCAAUGCGGACAAGUAAUGGCUGGUGGUGAUAGUAUGCGUAUACAACCCGGUCAAACGCAUCAAAUAGGUGUAAGCAGAACGCAAGAUGAUGCAAUGGUGGGUUACGUGUUCCAACGACCCACAGAACCAGAAUUUAAUGCCCAAUCUUCGAGUUUUCAAACAAAACAAGCCCCGCGUGCGUGGGCUCUUGCAGACGAUGCUAUAAUCGAUAAUAAUCCAGAGAAAUGGAAAUAUCCCAUUACCAAACUGAGUGUACCACAGCAGAAUCAACCUCAACAAUUGGGAUUGCAAACUAUGAACAAUGUUCAUCUUCCCUAUGAGAUACAUCCUAUGCAACUAAAAAGCGGUGGACCUGGAGCAGAACAUUUAGUUUAUCUAAAUAAUCAGAUGACAGCUCAGCAACAAGUUGCCCUUUUUCACCAUCAGCAACAACAACAACAGCAACAACAGUUUAGGAAUGGACAGAUCGCUCCCUCGGCAAAAAAGCUCUGGGGUGUGGACGAGGGCGGCUCCAAGGACGAAGGGGGUGUAAAAGGCGGUGGGAUACUUCACCUGGGCGACCACCAGAUGUGGCGAGAUUCUACCUGGAGCACCUCAGAUCAUGCCGUGUCACAGCCAAUUUCCAUGGGCACCGGUAGACGCGUGGGUGUGGGGACGGGGUAUCACCACCAGACGUCAGAAGUUGGAACAGUCCUCAGUCCAAGAAGCAGCGAAACGGGUGGUCUGGGGGUCAAAAUGGUCGAAUACGUCCUUGGAUCGAGCCCCACGACGCCCAAAGAUUUAGAACCUAGAAUGGUCUCCCUGAGAUUGAACACCGACGCGGACAAGAAAGAAAAAGAGAAGGGCUCGGCAAGUCCUUUCGACAGUUCUAAAGACGACACAGGUCCACAGAAUAACGGAUUAGCAUCGCAAAACGGUCUCGAUGAUGACAAAGGCUUUAACCGUACACCUGGCAGCCGCCAGCCCUCGCCCGGGGAAGAAGAAUUCCAAAAGAACGCUGCGGCGACCUUAGCCGUGAGCGCUGGCGGUGGCGGUGUGGUGUUGCUGAAGCCCGGCGUCGACGUGGUCGGCAGCGAGGAGCAUUUCAUGGCCGCGUUCGCUCCAGCACCGCCUCACCAUCUUCAACAUCACCAAGCGCCACCGACCCACCAUCUACAGCAUCCACAUUCGCACGCUGCGCAGCUCUUUGGUGCGCAGGCUCCGCCGCCCCCGCAGGGUCCGCCGCCGUCGCAACAACAACAACAGCAACAGGGACCGCCGCAGCCGCAAGACACCACCACUCACUUUGACGUUCAGGUAAGCCCCGUCGACGUAUUCUCUGCGAAUUCCCAACGACAAUUUCCCGUCCCAGGUAUUUAUCGUAAUUAUUCACCGUCAACAAAAUGUCACUUAAAGGUACUAUUUGUACCACGACCAUAUGACCUCUUUCUCGAGUCGUUGCUACUUUCCUUUAACGUGUUCAAGGAGAGUAAACAAAAAUAAUUAAUGCAACGAUGCAGUGCUACCAUAAUUGCUUUUGCAGGGCCGCGGAGGGCGAUAUACGUAAUUGCUUUCUUGAGCUCGCCACCGAAAGGUCACGCGGAUUACAUCGAACGUUAUAUUCAGGGAUUAGGAUCGCGAAAUUUGUUCCGUCGAUAGGCUAAACGAUACUUAACAAAUUGGGAAAUUUCCCUGGUCCCUCGGUUCCAUUAAUUACGACCAUGUUUAAUUUGACUAACGAGCUUCUUCGACGAGCGAGACCCUGACGGUUCUUCGCUGCACUCGAUUAUUCUUAUCGCGACGAAUUUCCGGCUGGUGGGCUGUUCUUUUCUUUUUUUUUUUACUCCGGAAGCCGCCUCUUCCGCUGGUUCUCUCUCGGCGGAGGAAAAUCACGCAUAGGCGUCGUUCUUAAUACGUAUCACGGGUGGCACGAUUAAUACUCGUUACAGGUCGCGCGAGCGAGGAUAACGUUUUAUCGAUCCUGGCCGAGGGCUGAAUGCAAAACGGGCCGACCGCGUUGUUUUCGCGUUUUAUUCUCCAACGAACGCUCCGAUCGUUCUCUAAAGGCAGAGAUGGGGCGAGAUUCUUAUCUAGAUGAGAAUCUCGAGCGACGAACAAAAGGCCAACAACUGCCCGUCCGUUUCCUCUCGAAUGGAAAAUGAAAAUUUGAAUUAUAGAAUGGAGCAUCUCGCGGCGAAGAAACAGAUAUUUUAGUUCGAAUCGAUGAACCACGUUCGAUCAAAAUGUUGCCCGUGUCCACCGCGAACACCGCACGUUUCUAAACGGGACAUCGCGUUAAAACGUUUUGCAUAAUUUACUCAACGAAUUUGCACGCCAAUCUACCGAGAAAGGCGUCAAGUCGCCGAACGUAGCGUUGUAUUGGCGAAAUUCGACGACCGGUCACGAUACACUUAGCCGACCUACGUCUCAAGCGACAAGGAAAUCUGUAAUUCGUAUAAGUGACACGUUAUUCCUUUAGGGGUGGACAGUAGAGCAGCGCGUAGAGUAGAGGUUUUUUAUGGUUGGAUUAGGGCCGGCUAACAAAAAUAUGAAAUAUGGAAAUAGCCUAGGGCGAACAAAUAACGAAUAAGAUAAGUUCAAUAACAAAUAAAAAGGGGAACGAAUAGUUGGUAGCUCCCCAGCUAAGCACUAUAAACUCAACAAACAAACAAUUACUCUACCGUCGCCAUCUUAAGUCCAGGCUCGUUCCGAUACAAUACUCAUCGACACGGUUAAAUGAAACAUGACUAGAGAAAAGUGAUCGAAUAAUUCAAACAAUUCUAGCUCAAUUUAUUAUACCUUUACUCUUCCGUCAGGGGCGGACAGUAGAGCAGUGCAUAGGAUUAAUCGACAACCACUCUGAGAGCUUGAGUUCAAAUCCUGGUCGGUCCGCCCAGGUUUUUUAUGGUUGGGUUAAGGAUGGCUAACAAAAUUAUGAAGUAUAGAAAAAGCCUAGGGCGAAAAAAUAAUGAACAAGAUAAGUGCAAUAACAAAUAAAAAGGGGAACGAAAUAGUGUAGGACUCUGGCUGAAAGAAAGAGAUCUUUUUAAAAUAGAGCUAGUUUAAUACUCUGUACAAGGGUCGCCGCGAUACUGUGGUUCAGGCAGCCACGCUCUAUACGCAUAUUAAGCUGGCGUAGCUAUUUCAAAAGGCCAAUGCCAAAUUAACACGAUACUUAUUUGCUAAUUAUUUGCUAAUUAUUUGCCAAAGAAUUAAUUUUUUUGCUCCAGCCGUUUUCGAGAAACAAUGGCUAUGCUAGCGUAAUAUCAAGCUAGCGUAGCCACUUAUGUAUCUCUGUACCUAACAGGGAUAUCAAUUCCAUUCUUGCAGCACAAAAAUUCAUAUUCGGUGGAUUAAGAGGAAAUAAAUAGCAAAUAAAUAUGCCGCAAAGAUGGCGUCGAUAUCUUUGUUAUGUCUUAUGAUACAACAUGUGGCCACGUUAGCUUAAUAUUAAGCUAGAGCAGCCACAGUUUUUCGAAAACGACUGGGGCAAAAAAAUUCAUAUUCGGUGGAUUAAGAGCAAAUAAUUAGCACAAAAAAAAAUAUGCUGCAAGAAUGGAAUCGAUAUCCCUGUUAGGUACAGAGAUACAUAUAAGUAGGUACACUAGCUU
Messenger RNA from Hylaeus anthracinus, 5377 nucleotides. RefSeq names its product pumilio homolog 1-like (gene pum). The coding region runs from base 1683 to 3269 and encodes 528 amino acids. The transcript has 10 exons. NCBI's taxonomy places the organism in Eukaryota, Metazoa, Arthropoda, Insecta, Hymenoptera, Colletidae. The record is from RefSeq and is a predicted model, not a curated record.